Messenger RNA from Strongylus vulgaris, 485 nucleotides. The record is from the annotation of a GenBank genome assembly. NCBI's taxonomy places the organism in Eukaryota, Metazoa, Nematoda, Chromadorea, Rhabditida, Strongylidae.
AUGGAACGGAGGAAAUUUCUAGGUCCUCCUGGACAUUUUCCGUUCAUGAUGGGAAACAUGAAUUUCCCUACCGAUCUGCACGUCACUGCCCCUCGUCAGGAGAUAGUGAAUGUCGAUCCAUUUCUGUCAUGUAAUAGCCGCUUCACUGAUGUGCAGCGUGUUUUGCGGAGCAACAACCCAGGCGCCGCCGCCCAUCUAUCACCGUUCCGUCGUUUCAUGCGUAGUGUAGAUCUCCCACCAAGCAAUUCGAAUCGACGAGUUACCCCCAUCGACGGUUAUGAACGGGUUAUGUUAGAACUCAACGCAUCUGGUGAUGUUCUGAUGGCUGAUGAGAGCAAUUUUGAAAAUUUUCUGCAGCUUACUGUACGAUCCGCGCUUAGUCAAAUGGCCCACGCUGAUCAGGAUAGGAAUUCUCGUAUGUGUUUUUAUUUUUUAAAUCUAUUUUAUACUAGCUUGCAUACUCGGUUACAGCCGCUGAUCUGAAU